UGAGCAUGCCUGUCUCUCGUGUCCACGUCGUGCCCGGCCCCUCGAACGCAGCUCCCCCACUCUUUGCCGUCGGCCGCAACUACUUUGCCUUUGGCGUCAGCAUCAUCAUGCUCCUCAACAUCGCCAGCAUGCCCAUGAAGGCGUAUCUCUCCGAGCACCCGCCGUGGGCAGCACAGCCCCCGCCACCAACGUAUGCUAACGACUCGGACUUCAACAUAAAGACGCUGGCUCAUAUGCAAGCGGCGUACAACGCCUCGACGCUACCGGCGACAGCUCACUUUUUCGACGACAGCGCGCACAACACCCAAGUGAUGCGCUAUGUCCUCAUCCUGCUCCACAGUCCCAUUCUGGUAAACGAUUGCCGCGACCGAUUUCUUGUUGGUCUGCCGAGCGUCCUCUUCUACGGCGCUGGCAUCCGCAGUGUUCUCUGUGCCUUUGCCGCCGCCAAUCACUCGUCGCCCAGUGAUGGGACGUGGGACCGCCGCGGUGCGUGCAUGUACAUUACGUAUUUUUCAAUGGCCAUCGGGCAUCAGUGCGUCUGGCUUCGCGCCGGGAACGAGCUCGACGGCAGCAGCACCAGUAGCCAUGACACAUACACUCUGGUGGCGGCCCAUACUGUGUACACGUAUUACGCGUUCCACUCGCUCAAGUUUGUCUACCGCAUUGGCAUCUCACUGCUGACGCUCCACCUCAUGUGGACCAAUUUCUAUGUGCACUGUCGGCAGGUUGAGACGCUACUGCGUCGACGUGGUCACCGAGCCAAUCUCUGCGCUCAGAGUCAUUGGCGCUAUGAAGUGCUCUACGGCGAUCCGACCGCGAUCAUCCUCAUGCACCCCGGCGUCGCCACGGCCUUCUUCGUGGACUGUUGGCUCAGCGCCGAGGUUAUCUCUCUUGUCAUACCCCGCGCGUCGCAAAGUGCCGAUGUCGACGUGAUGCUCCUCGCGUUCAUGUAUCUCUCUCGGACCGUCUGGUUUGCUUACGCUACCGUGUGUUUGACUGCGAGUUAUCUCAAGCGACAUCACAAGGAGCACCUGUUUUACGAAGUAGACCCGACCAUUAUCGCGGUGGCGACGACCUUCUAUGGUCCUGCUGUCACAUGGGCGAUGGGCCAUAUGGGGCCUCUUCUGGCAGCGUACCACUACCUCUUUGAGUUUACCCUUUCGGCGUCGAGAAGAGAGUACGUCGUUGAAGGAUCUGUCCCGUCCAUGCUCUAUUCAAUCAGUAUUGGGUUCAUUCCGCUCGUCUAUGGCUUUGUGGGCGCGUUGUGCCGCCGCCACCGAUCUCGGCGCGUACUCUCGAGCGUCGCGUCCUUGUACGGCAGCUUUCGCUACAACGGUAUCAAGACCCAAGCGAUGUUCACCGUGCUCCAGUGGAUGCACCCUGACAAGAAGAUGACGGUUCCGGAGACCGGUGGCACGGUCUAUGGCCUCUUUCGUCGAAACGCGCGCUACAAACGGUCGCCAACGAUUAGUUUUCGGAGCGCCGACUGCUUUGUCUACUGCUACAAGGACAAUGUGCUCGUCGAGCGCAUUCGCUUGACCCUACUGGAGAGCCUCGACUGCAAUGAAUCAACACCAACACUGGCCAUUCGGAAUACCAAGACCGCCCCGCAGUACUCGUUCAACCAGCUCGUGGAUGUGGCACCACCAGCCAUCGUACGCGCCCCAAAACCCUCCGAGUGGUGUCUCUAGGCUGUCAUUAUGGACUCGUCAAACCAACAAAUUCUCGUGUUUCUACUGUUGGAGA
Saprolegnia diclina VS20 is the source of this 1746-nucleotide messenger RNA. RefSeq lists its product as hypothetical. The coding region runs from base 6 to 1691 and encodes 561 amino acids. The transcript has 4 exons. Lineage: Eukaryota; Oomycota; Saprolegniomycetes; Saprolegniales; Saprolegniaceae. The record is from RefSeq and is a predicted model, not a curated record.